UGGCUAGGCCUCAGUGUCAGUCUGUGCAGUGUCACGAGUGUUUGUGUGAGUGUGUCGGUGUGCUCGUCAGCGUCGCUAACAGUUAUCAGGCCCGACAUGAUGAAGAGCAGCCUGCUGGCGGUCGCCCUCGUGGCCGCCCUCGCCGCGUCCGCCGCGGGCUCGGGCGUCGUGUUCAAGGACGACAGCUCGCCGGCGGGCGCCGCGGCACCCCCCAAGCGGCCGGCGAGCGCCACCAACGUGACCUUUGGCGAGGGGCGCCACCUCCGGGGGCUGCGGCUCCCGCCGGGCGAGCUCGACGCCUCGCUGCAGGACGAGUACAACGAGGACGCCCCCCAGGGCGCCGCCGGAGGCGUCAGGCACGGCAAGAACCUCCUGGACUGGAUCGGCCUGGGCACCGGGCCUGAGACGGACCCCUACCUGGCCAGGAUGAACCACCAGUGCCUCGAGGGUGACUUCUCCGAGUGCUUCAAGUCGCGGGCGCUUGCCUCGCUGGACGACUUCUUCGACAAGGACCUGUACCAGCUCAACGACAACGCCAGGGUCAUCCGCCUGCCCGGCGUGUCACUGCGCUCGCUCGCCAGCGAGCCCCUGGAGUACUCGACGCAGCCCCGCGCCGACGAGCCCGAGUGGGACCAGUUCGUCAAGUUCCUGCUGCGCCGCGUCGAGCGCUUCCUCAAGUCGACGGCCUUCGAGGUCAACCUGCCGCAGGAGGUGACGGGCGACGGCAAGUACGCGCCAAGGUUCAUCGACGACAUCGCCACGGAGGUGGACUACAUCGAGGACAAGACCGACACGAAGUUCUCCCGCUUCCGCUUGAAGAAGCUCCUCAUCCCCAUGCUGGUGAUCCUGAAGCUCUUCAAGCUGAAGCUGCUCCUGUUCCUGCCGCUCAUCCUCGGCCUCGCCUCCUUCAAGAAGCUGCUCGGCCUCUUCGCCCUCGUUGUCCCCGGCCUCAUCGGAUUCUUCAAGUUCUGCGGCAAGUCGGACCUCGCCGGCGGCUACGGCAGCUUCGGCCACUCCAACUACUACAAGCAGCCGCCCCCGCACCGCUACCCUCCUCACCACCAGCCCCUGUACCCCUCCGGCGGGCCCUACACGCAGUACGCCGCCAACAGCGCGCCGUACACGCCGUACACCGAGACCGUCUACCAGCGAGACAACGAGUCCGGGCACCAGGCACAGCCCGCCCAAGGGUCGGGCUCUAUCGCCUUCCGGGACCCGGAGGAGUCCUCGGCUCACGACUUAGCCUACCAGGGUUACCAAAAUUACAAAAAAUAAGUCCAGGAGAUAACUCACGCAUGUUGGAGUUGUACCUUCUUUCUUUGUCGAGAGAAAACUUUGCGAGCCAUUUAGUUCAAUUUACGAUUGUGGAUAGGCAAUAAUUAUGUUGACGCAUAUGUUCAGCUUUAACGAGAGCGGUAUGGAGGAAACUUUUCGUAAUUUAUCGUCGCAUGUGUAUAGUUACUGAAAUUUUAGAGUUAUUUAUUUCAUGUGUGUAUAGAUAUUGAAAUGUUAUAGUUAUUUAUUUCGGGUGAUAUCCCAGACUGAAAACGACCGACGC
Frankliniella occidentalis (western flower thrips) is the source of this 1558-nucleotide messenger RNA. RefSeq lists its product as uncharacterized. Bases 97 to 1275 code for a protein of 392 amino acids. The transcript has 3 exons. Lineage: Eukaryota; Metazoa; Arthropoda; Insecta; Thysanoptera; Thripidae. The record is from RefSeq and is a predicted model, not a curated record.